UGUGCAGAACAUUUACUAAGAUGAAGGUUGUAGCUUUGUUGGCUCUGGCCAUUAUCGGCUUCAGCUUUGCCCAAGACAUUGGUAAGUAGAAAAAUUAGAGGAUCUUCUUACUGUUUAAGAGUCGUUGAUUACAACUACAAGAAAAUAAAAUCUCUAACCUAUUAUCUUAGACAUAACACAGCGUGUUCUUUCUGUUGUUAGAAAACUACAUGUUUAAAAUGAGUCAAGCGAUUUUCCGGAAACUGGUUUUCUUCUGAAAAAAUUAAAUUUAAGGAAAAGAUGAAUUGUUAAGAUGUAUAAAGAGGGUUUGAAAAUUAAAAAUAUGUAACAGGUAAAUAAAAAAAAAUUAUAAAUCAUUAAAAUUAUAUUAAAUUCAAAACAUAAUAUUUUUCAUUAUUAGCAAGUGAACCUCCACAAGAUGGAAGUCCACCACCACCAUUAGACGGGAGACGUCCCCCACCUCGUAAUGGAGACCGUCCUCCACCUCGUGACGGAAACCGCCCCCUUCAACGAGAUGGAGACCGUCUCCCACCUCGUAAUGGAGACCGUCCUCAACAAUGGAGACAAAGUCCACCACCACCUCGUGAUGGAAGCCCACCACCACCCAGUGAUGAAAGCCCACCACCACAAGCGAACAAACGUCAACUGCCACCUCGUAAUGGAGGCCCACAACCACCUCGUAAUGGAGGCCCACCACCACCCCGUAAUGGAGGCCCACCACCACCC
Messenger RNA from Lymnaea stagnalis (great pond snail), 726 nucleotides. NCBI's taxonomy places the organism in Eukaryota, Metazoa, Mollusca, Gastropoda, Lymnaeidae. The record is from the annotation of a GenBank genome assembly.